Sordaria macrospora k-hell is the source of this 1008-nucleotide messenger RNA. RefSeq lists its product as uncharacterized. The record is from RefSeq and is a predicted model, not a curated record. Gene Ontology annotation, molecular function: oxidoreductase activity. NCBI's taxonomy places the organism in Eukaryota, Fungi, Ascomycota, Sordariomycetes, Sordariales, Sordariaceae.
AUGGUUGGAAGGCAAAACCUCCGCUCCUGCGCUGUAGCCCUCGGGCUUCUCCUCAGCGCAGCUGGCGUAGAUGCAGCAGCUUGCAAGAAGCCUGUCGUCAGGAAGGAAUGGCGCACCCUCACCACCGCCGAAAAAUCCUCCUACCUCACCGCAGUCAGCUGCCUCCUCUCCCAAAAGGAUUCGCCCGCCCUAACCCCCCUCUCACCCACCACCACCGGCGUUCUCUCGCGCUACGACGACCUCCUCUACACGCACUCCAUGCUCCGCAACGAGUGCGGGUACAGUGGCGCGCAGCCCUACUGGGACUGGACGCUCGACUCGGACCCCAGCGACCUGUCCAAGUUUUCUUCCUCGCCCGUCUUCGACGCUACCACGGGCUUUGGCGGGAACGGCGAUUGGGUGGCGAACGACCCGACGAGCUUCUUCCCUCCUGUCCCCGGCAGGACCGGAGGUGGGUGCGUGAAUGAUGGCCCCUGGGCGGGUAAGAAGGAUGUGGUGCAUAUGGGACCGGGGAAUAGCACGGUCCUGAAUAACCAGUGCUUGAAGAGGGAUUUGGCGCCGGAGUUUGCGGCGAGGUGGCUGAACUGGGAUCAGACAAGUCUGACGCUGGGGAUGGGCAGUUAUGAAGAGUUUACGGGGAGCGUGGAGGGUAAGACUAGCUUUGAGGAGAGUGGGGUGCAUGGGGGUGGACAUUAUGGUGUUGGGGGCACUUUUGGUCAAAUGGGUGAUCUCUUCCAGUCGCCAGCUGAUCCCAUCUUCUUUUUGCAUCAUGCCAACCUCGACCGUCUGUGGUGGUCGUGGCAGAAGCUGAACUUGACUACUCGCCUGAACGAGAUCUCGGGCCCGAGCGAGAUGAUGGAACCCACCAGCCCCCCGGUUACCCUGGACUUCCCAAUGACGCUUGGUGUCAGUUAUGAGUCUGCCACUGUCGGUGAUGUGAUGGACAUCUUGGGCUGUGGAAAGACGGGUGUUCUUUGCUAUGACUAUGAUAAGUUAUACGCCCUUUGA